CAACAUUACCUCCACUCAAACUCGUCAAUUCCCUCAGACUCAUCGGAGUCAGCCGAAACCUUCCACUAUGCGAUUCUCAACAAGCACCAUCCUGGUCACCGCGCUGGGGUGGAUCACCGCCGCGACCGCACACACCAUCCAGCUCAAGGCUCACUCACGAGAAUGUUUCCACGAGACACUGCACCGCGACGAUGUCAUGACUGUCACUUUCCAGGUUGGAGACCGGGAGUUUGGAGGGAGUGGAAACCUUGAGGUUGAUUUCUGGGUCGAGGAUCCCCUGAGAAACCGCCAGUACUUCAAGCAGGCCGUUGCCUCCGACGACUACUCCUUCACCGCACAGGCGGAUGGCAAAUACAACUACUGCUUCAGCAACGAGGGCUGGACCUCCAACUCCAAGGAGGUCUCCUUCAACGUCCACGGAAUUGUCUACGUGCCCGAACACGAGAUGACGCAGGAUCCCCUCGAGGUCGAAGUUCGCAAACUCACCGAGGCUUUGACCCAGGUGAAGGAUGAGCAGUCGUACAUUGUCGUGCGUGAGCGAGUACACCGCAAUACCGCAGAGAGCACCAACGGCCGCGUGAAAUGGUGGAGUAUGUUCCAGCUUAUGGUGGUUAUUGGCGAGGGUGUGUUCCAGGUGUGGUGGCUCAAGAGAUUCUUCGAGGUCAAGCGCGUGGUCUGAACCAGAUUUACCGGCUUUCCUUGAUCAAAAACAUCUCUAUUUCCCUUUUGUUAUGCAUCGAUGAGCGGCAAUUGUGGAUUUUGAUAUUUCUGGACCAGUUCGUUUCCAGCGCGAUGUACCAGGAUAAAUUUAUCACGUUUUCACGCCACGGUGUCAUGCGAUCAUCGAGUCUAUAUAAUAUAAAUCUGUACUACCACAGUGACCCAG
Messenger RNA from Penicillium samsonianum, 886 nucleotides. Its product is annotated as p24 family protein. Bases 68 to 679 code for a protein of 203 amino acids. The record is from RefSeq and is a predicted model, not a curated record. Lineage: Eukaryota; Fungi; Ascomycota; Eurotiomycetes; Eurotiales; Aspergillaceae. The transcript has 4 exons. Gene Ontology annotation, biological process: intracellular protein transport; Golgi organization; endoplasmic reticulum to Golgi vesicle-mediated transport. Gene Ontology annotation, cellular component: endoplasmic reticulum-Golgi intermediate compartment; COPII-coated ER to Golgi transport vesicle; endoplasmic reticulum.